Molecule: messenger RNA, 948 nt
Organism: Racocetra fulgida
Lineage: Eukaryota; Fungi; Glomeromycota; Glomeromycetes; Diversisporales; Gigasporaceae
Source: the annotation of a GenBank genome assembly
AUGGCCGUCCGCUCUCAAGUAAUUGAAACUGGAAACUGUAAGGCUUCUGAUCUUUAUGACCAAGUUUUUACUCCCGAUGCGUGGAAACUAAUGAUACCGGCUGCCUUAUAUACGGUCCAAAACAAUUUACAGUAUAUUGCUGUCAGUACGUUAGAUGCGGCUACAUUUCAGGUCACAUAUCAGCUUAAAAUUUUAACAACGGCAAUUUGUUCAGUUCUUAUGCUCAAAACUAUUUUGAGUCCGAUUAAAUGGUUUUCGUUAGUCUUGUUGACUUGUGGUGUUGCAUUAGUUCAAUUAAAGAUUGGAGGAGGCGAUUCAUCACAUAAUAAAGUUAUGCAAACAAGCCAAAACCUCGAGAAAGAGUCAUACGACGAUGGUGCAAAAAAAAUUGUAGGUCUAUGCGCUGUUACAGUGGCAUGUAUAAUUUCAGGAUUAGCUGGUGUAUAUUUUGAGAAAGUUCUGAAAGGUUCUCAACCCUCUAUAUGGAUUCGAAACCUCCAACUUUCAUUUUUCUCUCUCUUUCCUGCCUUGAUCUUGGGAGUAUGGUGGAAAGAUGGGUCUGCUGUAUGGGAAAAGGGUUUCUUUUUUGGAUAUAACCUUACUGUAAUUGGUGCUAUUGCAUGUCAAGCUAUUGGUGGUAUUAUUGUGGCUCUGGUUGUCAAAUACGCAGAUAAUAUUCUUAAAGGUUUCGCUACUUCAAUUUCUAUUAUUCUUUCUUUCAUCGCUUCCGUUUAUCUUUUUAAUUUCCCAGUUACUGUAACUUUCUUGAUUGGUUCUGCUAUGGUGUUAAUCGCAACAUAUAUGUAUAGUAAACCUGAUAAGCCUGAUUCUCAAAAAAAAGAUUAUCAUCCUAUUGAAGAAGAGGAAGAUAUUGGUAACGACUAUUCCAUGAAUGAAAAGGUGGACAUUACUAACAAUGGAUACGUUAAAGUUAGUGGAAAAGAUUAA